This is a messenger RNA of Eublepharis macularius, 1618 nucleotides long. RefSeq names its product cyclin dependent kinase 2 associated protein 1 (gene CDK2AP1). The record is from RefSeq and is a predicted model, not a curated record. The transcript is spliced from 4 exons. Bases 106 to 525 code for a protein of 139 amino acids. Gene Ontology annotation, cellular component: nucleus; cytoplasm. Lineage: Eukaryota; Metazoa; Chordata; Lepidosauria; Squamata; Eublepharidae.
UGCCGGGCUCGGGCGUUCUGUUGGGCGCAACUUUGUUGGGGAGGGGGCUAAGCGACGGGACGGCCCUGCUGGGCCAGCAUCCUGUUAACGGCGGGGGCCGGUCAGAUGCCUCGGAGAAGCCCGGCCUGGCGUUGCCGUCCUCCAGGGGGUGCCUGGAGACCUCCCGGAAUUACACGCGAUCUCCAGGCAACCCUCCCCCUGCAGAAAAUGGCUAACGUAGAAGCUGGAAACGUCCACUCUCCAUCCACUAGCAUGGCAGGUUCUGGGCAAUACAGGCAGCUUAUCAAUGACUAUGGACCCCCAUCUCUAGGCUACACACAAAGUGUGCAGGGUACUAGUAGCAGCCAAGUGCCACAGAGCAAGUACGCAGAACUUCUGGCCAUCAUAGAAGAAUUAGGAAAAGAAAUUAGGCCAACGUAUGCUGGAAGUAAAAGUGCCAUGGAGCGACUAAAACGAGGCAUCAUUCAUGCUAGAGGAUUAGUUCGAGAGUGUUUGGCGGAGACGGAGAGGAACGCAAGAUCCUAGCUUGCCCUUUCGAGUGGCAAGGUUUUCCUCCUUUAUGAAAAAGACAGAGAUUCCAUUGGAGACUACGGAAACGUUUAGACAAAUCCCUUAAUUUGACUGUUCUGUCCCUCCCCCUACCCUUUUCAAGAAUGUGGGCUGGGACCCAAAGAGCUACUUGACACGCACCCAAGGGCUUUGUGCGCCCGGUGGAAUGUUUGGACUUUUUUGCUUUGAGUAAAAGACACCCCUCCCACCUGUUUUUGAAACUCCGCCUUGUUUCAGAAGCAUUUCACCAUCCAGCAAAGAAGGCAUCUGUGAUAGAUGCAAAGUCCAAAGCCCCCUCGGCCACACGGAACUCAUGCGGUUCUUUGGAUCCUGGCCAUAGUCAAGAACAAGAGUCAUCCUUCCUCCCUUUUCAUGAGGAGCUGGCAAUAUUUCGGUACAGUUGGACACUCCCUGAAUUCAUUUGGAAGAUUUUUAAAAAAUUGCAUGCAGAGUCUAUUUAACUCUUCAUUUACUUUUCCUCCAAUCUCACUGUCUGUUUCUUAAUGCCUUUGUUUUCAAGCUGCAUUCCAGGGAAACCCCAAAGGUUCUGCAGGAGGGGGGUCGGUAAAAGCGAUCUUCCCAUUAAAUUUAUAGCUUCAGGAGCGUUUGGUGAAAAAGCCAUAAAGAAUAUUUUACCGUGCGUUGCGAUUUCCGUGGCAGACGCACAGCAGCUCCUUUGUAGCUAGGCUGAUAUGGAAAAGGUUCCUUGAAGAUACAUUCUGGAAAACACUCCCGAUUAUUUGUUUGUUCACAUUUGUGUUGAGGCCAGAGGUAACUCCCCCCCAUGAGCUUCCUAAUUCAUGUACCAAACCAUAAACUCCAUUUAACUACCCCAUCAUUUUUUUUUUGCAUGACUGUUCAUGUUUCGGAAACCAUUUAAAGCACAUGAGUUAGAAAACAGUCUAUUAGAUCCUGUACGGGGUCCCAAACUAACCUGAUUUCUUCCAAGAUUUAAAAUGGUAACUUUGCCAAAAAAGAAAGGAAAAAAAAAUCCAAAUAAGCGACUAAACUGUUAUUUGCCUCUUUGUAUGUAUUUAUUACUUGAUGUAAUAAAGCUUAUUUUCAUUAA